Molecule: messenger RNA, 2425 nt
Organism: Malania oleifera
Lineage: Eukaryota; Viridiplantae; Streptophyta; Magnoliopsida; Santalales; Ximeniaceae
Product: rust resistance kinase Lr10-like
Exons: 3
Coding region: 243-2348 (701 amino acids)
Biological process (GO): protein phosphorylation
Molecular function (GO): polysaccharide binding; protein kinase activity; ATP binding
Source: RefSeq, a predicted model, not a curated record
GUUUAAUUUUUAUUUUUAUUUCUCUCUGCAAAUGGUGUGGAUCAAUAUUAUUAUAUAAGCUUGGGGGAAAAAAUCUAAAUAUUAGAAACAAAUUAAGGGUAAAAAUCUAAAUAUUAAAAAUUUGCGUCGACCAAUGAGUCUUCCUGUGGCGUCUAGCUACUUUUUCCAAACGAAAGAUUGAACCAGCGGCACAGUACAAAUUCAUUCAGAAAAGUUCGUGUGGCCAUAAAUCCUCCAAACUCAUGGAGGCCAAAUCCAUUGCAAUAUUCAUCUCCCUCCUCACCGCAUUAGAACUCACACCCACCUGCCGGCCACAGAACGACGACUCAAUCUCAUCAUCAUACUACGACUUCUGCAAGCCCUUCAACUGCGGCAACUACACCUUCUCCUUCCCCUUCUCCUCCGAGACCGACGACCAGGCCCCCCUCAAGUGCGGCCUCCCUCUCUCCGAGUACAUGAUCUUGUGCGAGAACUCCACCUCCCGCGCCGCCCUAAACCUCGGCGGCGCCAGACAGUUCCGUGUCAAACAAAUCUUCCCCACAGAAAAACUCAUCACCGUUGUCGACGACCAGCUCAUCACGGAUCUGAACUCCAGCUCCUGUGAGUCUCUGCAGAAUCUCCCACCUCCUCCUCGCCCUUCCGAUAUUGCGCCGCUUGAGCUGUCCCCCUUGGGUGUGAAUCUCACCUUCCUUAAGUGUUCAAUAUCACAUGGGGGGCUCGUCCUUGAUGGGGUUCUCGCCAACUAUAGCUGCGGAGAGGGUGUUAAGUCUUUUUACCUCCGGAAGGAGGUGAAUCGACUCGACGGCUACUCUCCGCCGCUGCGUCCGGCGGAGGUGCCAAGUGGGUGCGAGUUCGUGGCGAUGCCUGUGUCGACUGCUAGUUUGACUAAAGCUCGCCUCCUGAACGACACGAAGGAGAAUAUUGCGAAUAUUGUACUGGUUGAUGGAUUUGGGGUGUUCAAUAAGGGAGAAAGGGAGCGCAGGAGGGUGCUAGCGGACAUUUUUAGCGAUGGGUUUUCGUUGCAAUGGCCGUCUCUUUCCGACUGCGAGAACUGCCGGAACAGAGGUGGACGAUGCGGCUACGAUUCCAGCUCCAGGCUCAUUGAUUGUUUCUGCGAAGGCGGCUGUGACUCGCGGCAGCGUAAGCAAAAACGAUUCAAAAGUUGGAAGCUCAUUGUAGGAGUUGCAACUGGAAGCUCUACUGUUGUGCUGGCUACCAUAUUCCUCAUCUUCAAAUACAAAAGGAAAACAUCACCAUUCUUCAAGAUAUUCUGCUUUGGGAAGAAUCAAAAUAUAGAUCAUGAGAGCAAAAGUGCCGAGGAGUUCAUUGAGGAAUAUCGAUCUACCUUACUAAGCAACUAUUCCUACAAUGAUAUUAAGAAGAUCACCAAUGGCUUCAAAGACAAACUUGGCAGAGGAGGCUACGGCAGUGUCUACAAGGGAAACUUGUCAGAUGGUCGCACUGUUGCGGUCAAAGUGCUUGAGAAUUCCAAUGACAUUAGCCACGAUUUCAUUAAUGAAGUCACCACCAUUGGCACCAUUCACCAUAUUAAUAUAAUACGCUUAUUGGGUUUCUGUUGGGAUGGCUCCAAACAGGCGCUUAUAUACGAGUACAUGCCAAAUGGAUCCCUCGGGGACUUGCUGUCUAAGAAGGGGUUAAACCAUUCGGUGGGAUUGGAAAGGCUACUUGAAAUUGCCCUCGGGGUUGCACAUGGAAUAGAGUAUCUGCACUAUGGGUGCGGCUCGCGAAUCUUGCAUCUUGAUAUAAAGCCACAAAAUGUUUUGUUAGACCGCAAUUUUAAUCCAAAAAUUUCGGAUUUUGGGUUGGCAAAAGCGUACUCCCGUACUCGAAGCGUCGUCACGAUGACGGGUGCAAGGGGUACCAUUGGAUAUAUAGCUCCUGAGAUUUUUUUGAGAAGUUUUGGGAAGCCCUCUGAGAAAUCUGAUGUUUAUAGCUAUGGGAUGCUGCUACUGGAGAUGGUUGGCGCGAAAGAGCAUGGGCUGUCUAUUGUUAUGGGUUCGAGUGAAGCCCAGUUUCCUGGUUGGAUUUAUGACAAACUCAUUGAAGAACAAGAGAUGGUGCUGAUUGAUUCUGUAGUAAGGGAGGAGGAGUACAUAGCAAGGAAAAUGGCGGUGGUGGGUUUAUGGUGCAUUCAGAUGAAUCCCAAAGACCGUCCUUCAAUGAGAAGUGUUGUGGAAAUGUUGUCUGGGAGUGUGGAAGCCAUUGAAAUGCCCCCUAAACCCUUUCUUUGUUCUCCUCCAAGGGUGCAAUCUGAGCACACAAGUCAUUCCAUUGACAGCAGUGUCAGUAUGGUGGAACCUCUCGCAUCUGAGAAUCUUGUGACAUAAACUUCUGAAAGAGAAAAACACAGCAGGUUUUAAAAGGCCAUGCUACUACAAUAAUAUUCUUUGGGAAAUUUAAAUUA